AUGAAUACGAAGUUGGCGCUUCUUCUACUCGGCUCGAUCGGCAUGGCACUGUGCCGCGAGUCGAGCGGAUACGGCCUCGGAGAUGCGGUCUACGGCGGCUACAGCAGCGGUGAAUCCAGUGGUGAAGCGAGCGGCUACGCUAGCGGGGAAUCAAGCGGUCAAGCAAGCGCCUAUGGCACCAGCGUGUCCGGCGAUCAAGGAAGCGGAUCCAGCGGCGAGUCGAGUGGCCAAGGACACAACUUCGAUGACGGUGAGGGCAGCGGGCUCAGCUCGGGCGAAAUCCUGCAAGACGACCUGAUCGUCGGCCCGGAUGGCUCUCGCAUCGAGCGCCUGUUCAUCAAGGAAGACGGCAGCGGCCAUUCCGUUGAAGGCAGCUUCGACCCGCUCGACAGGAUCAUCGAAGAUGUCCGCAUCCACGGUUCCAAUGGCAAGGAUAUUCGUCGUGUGCAGCUCGUUCAACCCGGUGUCGGCCAGACCCGUGGGCGCGGCAGCGGAGAAUCAAGUGGUGAAGCAAGCGGAUCCAGCGGCGAGUCGAGCGGCCAAGGAAACGAUGACGGUGAAGGCAGCGGGCUCAGCUCGGGAGAAAUCCUGCAAGACGACCUGAUCGUCGGCCCGGAUGGCUCGCACAUCGAGCGUCUGUUCAUCAAAGAAGACGGCAGUGGCCAUUCCGUUGAAGGCAGCUUUGACCCGCUCGACAGGAUCGUCGAAGAUGUCCGCAUCCACGGUUCCAAUGGCAAGGACAUUCGCCGUGUUCAGCUCGUCCAACCCGGCGUCAGCCAGACCCGUGAGCGCGACAACGGGGAAUCAAGCGGUGAAGGAAGUGGAUCCAGCGGCGAGUCGAGUGGCCAGGGAAACGACAACGAUGACGGUGAAGGCAGCGGGCUCAGCUCGGGCGAAAUUCUCCAAGACGACCUGAUCGUCGGCCCGGAUGGAUCACGCAUCGAGCGCCUGUUCAUCAAGGAAGACGGCAGCGGCCAUUCCGUUGAAGGCAGCUUCGACCCGCUCGACAGGAUCAUUGAAGAUGUCCGCAUCCACGGCUCCAAUGGCAAGGAUAUUCGCCGUGUCCAGCUCGUUCAACCCGGCGUCAGCCACACUCGUGCCGCCCGCAGCGCCCCCGUCCAGGAAGAAAAUCUGACCGAUGGUUCUGGUGAAGACAAGGAGUGUGUGGCCGCCGCCGCUUGCGAAUCUGCUGGCGACUGCAAUGGUGGAAGCUGCGUGGGAUUCUUCCCUGGAAAGUGCGACUGCAGCGCUUGCAUCACUGGCUUGCCCUGCAAGGAUGACUCUGCUUGCGGAGGUCUCAAGGACUCGUGCGACACCACGAUCAAGAUUUGCCGUUGCGCUGAGGCAUUCGCCAAGCACGGCUUCCCCUCUCUCGGCAUGGCCUUCGGCGAGCUGUGCAACGUCAAGACGUGCGAGGCCGGCGACUGCCUCGGGCUGCCAUGCAACAAGGGACUCUGCGCCUGCACCCCGAAAGCCAAC
Mesorhabditis spiculigera is the source of this 1479-nucleotide messenger RNA. The record is from the annotation of a GenBank genome assembly. Lineage: Eukaryota; Metazoa; Nematoda; Chromadorea; Rhabditida; Rhabditidae.